Myripristis murdjan (pinecone soldierfish) is the source of this 2080-nucleotide messenger RNA. It is a transcript of the gene eif4e2, whose product is annotated as eukaryotic translation initiation factor 4E family member 2. The coding region runs from base 117 to 818 and encodes 233 amino acids. The transcript is spliced from 8 exons. Gene Ontology annotation, molecular function: RNA 7-methylguanosine cap binding; translation initiation factor activity. The record is from RefSeq and is a predicted model, not a curated record. Gene Ontology annotation, biological process: translational initiation. Gene Ontology annotation, cellular component: cytoplasm; eukaryotic translation initiation factor 4F complex. NCBI's taxonomy places the organism in Eukaryota, Metazoa, Chordata, Actinopteri, Holocentriformes, Holocentridae.
AUCAGACUGACCAAUGCACUGUGUGCGCGUACACGUCCGCCUGCUGUGCGCGCCGUCGUUCCUGCGGAAUUCAGUAGGCUGUGGUCGGACUCCGAAAGGUUCCCACCAAGAAAAUUAUGAACAACAAAUUUGACGCUCUGAAAGAUGAUGACAGUGGAGACCACGACCAGGACCAAGGCUCACCGAAAGACUGUGAGAAGGAAAAAAUCGAAGACGAAGAUAAGGAACAGAACACUGCCAAGAAAAAGAUGGUUGUACCAGGGGUGGGAGAGCACCCUCUUCAGUACAACUACACCUUCUGGUACUCCAGACGCACCCCGGGGAGACCAGCCAGCACCCAGAGCUACGAACAGAAUAUCAAACAGAUUGGCAGCUUUGCCUCGGUGGAGCAGUUCUGGCGUUUCUAUAGUCACAUGAUAAGGCCAGGCGACCUGACUGGCCAUAGUGACUUCCACCUCUUCAAGGAAGGCAUUAAACCUAUGUGGGAGGAUGAUGCCAAUAAGAUGGGCGGGAAGUGGAUCAUCCGCCUCAGGAAGGGGCUGGCCUCUCGCUGCUGGGAAAACCUGAUCCUGGCCAUGCUGGGGGAGCAGUUCAUGGUGGGGGAGGAGAUCUGCGGAGCUGUGGUGUCAGUACGCUUCCAGGAGGACAUCAUCUCCAUCUGGAACAAAACAGCAAGUGACCAGGCUACCACUGCCCGCAUCAGAGACACCCUGCGCAGGGUCCUCAACCUGCCACCCAACACCAUUAUGGAGUACAAGACACACACAGACAGCAUCAAGUAUAGCCUGGGAAGACUUCCAUGGUCUGGUGAAUGCUAGUGGUGCCCGUUAGUCCCCUGACUCUGAGAGUCUGUGCAAGGAUGUGUAUGUGUGAUGUGUUGGGGAUGAAGAGUCCAGAGAAGGAAACCUCUGCAUGGAUUGGCACUGUUGGAGACAGAGCACAGGUCAGGGACAGAGGCAACAAGACCAUUCCUUCUUUUUAUCUCAUGUGGAAACCAUUGGGACUGAAUCGAAAACCCUUUCAACAGAACGUGGAACCAAGCUGUCUGUUUGAAAGAACGAAGUGUUAUUUUUAAUCAGCCAGGGAGGAAGGAAACUGGGGUGGAUCUUUUCUAUUUUUUCUUUUAUAAUUGCAAGUUGCAUCAUCUCUUACUUGCCACCAGAGGGAGACUGUUGGACAGAUGUUUGGGCAUCUGGUCAAUAGCUGUUGACAAAGAAGUGUACUUGACAAAAUACAACAAUACCAAUCUGUGAAUAGAUCUGAUUUUAUUGUUUAACAUAACAUUGCGCCUCCCUCUGAUGAAGUAAAAAAAGUACAUCUAGAUCUGUUUUAUUGGGACUUAAAAACAAACAGGGUUGCAGUAGAUGUUAUUUUAUUAUAGUGCUGUAUUUUAACUACAAAUCCUCUGGUCAUUUGAACUAGACUUAUUGUGUACAAAAUAUAUUUGUAAAUACUGUCCACCUCGAAGAUCACAUAACUGAAUCAGAAACGAUUCUCCAUCUUUGACCUGGAAGAUGAAUCCCAAAGGAUGAGGACCAUCCUGAAGUGGGCGGAAGGUGUGUGUAACCUGCGUCUUUAGAACGGACUGCCAUGCUGCCUAUAUCACUGUGCCUGGCCUCGAGCCCGACCCGAACCAGGUUUCCCUUCUGUGAGUUUUGUCUUCACUCCGCCUGUAAAGAUCCCAUAGGUUGGGCUCUGCUGUAAAAUCCUCCCCACAAGCUGUAUAAGAGCUCUGAAACACUGAUCUGAAAUCAGCAAGCCUGACUCAUCCACCAUCCUCCACUCCCUUCCAUUUUGUACGAAAACAUAUGAAACAUGCCCAGGGUCAGGGCUUGUGGCUCAGUCUAUCUCCUCUCUGUUACAGUUUUUAUCAGUCCCUCGGGAGCAUUUUUUGGAACCGUGUUAAGAAAGCGCCUAUAGUUGUUGCAAAAAAUUCUUUCACGAGAAAAAAAAAACUGUAAUGCUGCCUAGGAUUGAAUGUGUGGUGCUGGGAACAGGUGUGUGUCAAAAGAGAAGAAGCACUGUCUGAUGUACACCUGAAGGAUUAUAGCAAUAAAUGUCAAAUAUGCAUCUGCUGCUA